Molecule: messenger RNA, 5392 nt
Organism: Callorhinchus milii (elephant shark)
Lineage: Eukaryota; Metazoa; Chordata; Chondrichthyes; Chimaeriformes; Callorhinchidae
Product: probable ATP-dependent RNA helicase DDX17
Biological process (GO): alternative mRNA splicing, via spliceosome
Cellular component (GO): nucleus; ribonucleoprotein complex; cytoplasm
Molecular function (GO): ATP binding; RNA helicase activity; RNA binding
Source: RefSeq, a predicted model, not a curated record
GAGGGAAGGAAAAAGAGCGGGGCUGUUCCAUCAGCCACUUCGCGGCGGACCAGGAGGCGGGCGGGCAUUUUUCUUUGUGGUCCGAGUCACCAAACGAGGGAAAGGGACGCGAUCAUGAGGGGAUUCGGCGGAGACCGUGACCGGAGCAGAGAGCGGGGAAGCCCACGGUUUGGAGGGCUCAGCCGUGGUGGCCCAUCGCUUGGGAAGAAGUUCGGACAGCCAGGUGAGCGCCUGAGGAAAAAAAAGUGGGACCUUGAUGACCUGCCAAAAUUUGAGAAGAACUUCUACGUGGAACACCCAGACGUCGUUAGAUUGACUGAUUUUGAGAUCGAAGAGUUCCGUAAAAAGAAAGAGAUCACAACAAAAGGAACCAACUGUGUAAAACCAGUCACGCAGUUUCACCACGCCAGCUUCCCAUCCUAUGUGAUGGACGUCCUGGCCUCACUGAACUUUGUGGAGCCAACACCGAUCCAGUGCCAGGGUUUCCCUGUGGCGCUUUCCGGGCGUGACAUGGUUGGAAUCGCUCACGGCUCUGGCAAAACUCUUGCAUACUUGCUGCCCGCCAUUGUGCACAUCAAUCACCAGCCAUUCCUGGAGCGCGGUGAUGGUCCCAUCUGCUUGGUGUUAGCACCGACUCGAGAGCUGGCACAGCAGGUGCAGUUGGUGGCAGAGGACUACGGUAAAUCUUCGCGGAUAAAGAGCACCUGUAUAUAUGGAGGUGCACCUAAAGGCCCACAGAUCCGGGACCUGGAGAGAGGAGUGGAAAUCUGCAUCGCGACCCCAGGCCGUUUAAUUGACUUUCUGGAAGCCGGGAAGACUAACCUGCGGCGCUGUACGUACCUGGUGUUGGACGAGGCCGACCGGAUGCUGGAUAUGGGCUUCGAGCCUCAGAUCCGGAAAAUUGUGGAUCAGAUCAGGCCGGACAGGCAGACGCUGAUGUGGAGCGCCACCUGGCCAAAAGAGGUCCGGCAGCUAGCAGAGGAUUUCCUGCGGGAUUAUGUACAGAUCAACGUGGGAGCCCUGGAGCUGAGCGCCAACCACAACAUCCUGCAGAUUGUGGACGUGUGCCAGGAGACUGAGAAAGACCUCAAGCUGCUUCAUCUGAUGGAGGAGAUCAUGGCAGAGAAAGAGAACAAGACCAUCAUCUUUGUGGAGACAAAGCGGCGUUGUGACGAACUGACCCGCAGGAUGAGGCGAGAUGGCUGGCCAGCUAUGUGUAUCCAUGGAGACAAAAGUCAGCCGGAGAGAGACUGGGUUCUCAAUGAAUUCCGGACAGGAAAGGCUCCGAUCCUUAUAGCAACUGACGUUGCCUCUCGUGGUCUAGAUGUGGAGGACAUCAAGUUCGUCAUCAACUACGAUUACCCCAACUCCUCUGAGGACUACGUGCACCGCAUUGGCCGAACAGCCCGCAGCACCAACAAGGGCACGGCCUACACCUUCUUCACCCCCGGCAACGUCAAGCAAGCCAGAGAGCUGAUCAAGGUGCUGGAGGAGGCUCAUCAGGCUAUCAACCCCAAACUCCUGCAACUUGUGGAUCACGGCAGAGGAACCAGCAGAGGAGGUCGAUCUCGUUACCGCCCGUCCGGCUCCAACCCCAACACCAUGUACCGCGAGGACAGAGACCGCGGGCGGCGAGGAGACCGAUUCCGAGACCUGGACAGCGACCGGAGGGACCGGGGGGAUGGCAGGGGCAGGUUUGGGGGGCAGCGAGAGAGCGGGGACCAGGGGUUCCGCUCGACCCAGCAGACCAGCACCUUCGGGAGCGGCGUAUUUGGGACCCAAACCUCCACCCAGUACCCCAACUUCACCCAGGGCGGGGUGUACGGGGGGGCCACCCAAAGCAUCUUCGGGACCCCAGGCUCCACGGCCUUCGGGAAGGCGGGGGGCUUCCAGGCCACCAACGCCGCCAGUAGUUUUGCGAGCGCUGGGUAUCCGGCUAGCACUGCGGGGGCCACGUAUGGCUCGGCCACCUUCGGGAGUUCAUCCUCAACAACUGCGGGGAGAACGGCACAGGCCUCAAGCCUACUGUCCAGGCAGAACGGGCUAGGCCAACAGCCACAACCACUGCUAGCACAGGCCUUCCAGCAGGGCGGGUCACUGCUGAGCUACAUGACCCAGGCCGGCUAUCAAUACCCCCCUCCCCCCCCUCCUCCCCCUCAACAAGGUACAGCCAGGAAAUAAUCUUGAUUUUUUUUAUAUAGAAGCAUUUGCAUUUUAUUCCCCCAGUUUAUAGAGGCUUAGGGAUCAACUCUGUUUUCUACUGAAGAGUAAAAGUUUAACGAGGAGAGAGAGAGAAAAAAAAAGUAACCUGUACAAUAGCGUCCAAUUUUCCAUUAUUUUUAUUUUGGGGUGGGGGGGGUUUUGAUUUGUUUUCCCGCGAUUAUGGUGCUGUGUGUGUGCGAAGGGGGGAGAGAGAGAGAGGGAGCGCGAGGCUGACACCAGUGAUCGAAUGCGGGCUGAUCUGAUCUCUCUUGAAGCUUGCUGAAUCCAGACACCGUACGUACUGACUCGCUCGCCUGUCGAUUUAAUGCUAAAUAAAUCAUGGUGUACAGCCGCACUCGCUGAUCACUCACUCACUCGGUGAAAGGUAACCGAUCGCUGGAAUCAGUGCUCGAAUUUUGAGCCCUCUUGUGUUUGCGGAACGUGUUUGCUUUGAGCUCCUGCAGUGACCCUCCCAUCCUCUUGAUUUAUAAUUUUUAAAACAAAAAAAAAUUGCCCCUUAUCCACUCUUUUAUAUAAAAGGUAGGUUGUUUUUUUUUGUCUCAGUGUUUUCUUGUGUCAACCUGAAGGAAGUCUUGUCAGUUGUCAGCCUACAUGGUUUUUUUUUUGCGUGUGUGUGUGCUUUGUGACUGGCUAGUACGGGCCUUCAGAGGAGGGGUAGUUUGGCUCAGAUCAGAAAAAAGCAACGAAACGUUGAAGAUUAAAUCACUUUUUUUUUAAAAAAGUACACGUACCAUCAAGUACAGUUUUGCCACGUGUGUGUGUUUUUUUAAUGGUGUAUUUGCUGACGUGUGAUGGUUAUUCCACUAAAGACGUGUAUAAAUCUGGGCCGACCGGAACUUUUAGAAUCCACGCUCCGGUGAGUUGUGUCUCCUCUCCUCCCCACAUACCAUUUAAACACUGGAACCCCUGGAAUGAAUUCUUGAAACCUAGUGAGGUGUGGAUCACUGUGGCGUCCAGUUAAACCCCGCUAUUGUUACUGAGAAGGAGAAUUUUUCAGGAGGGGAAAGAACAGGGAUGUUUGCUUGUGGUGAGGGAGUCUGCGUCUGUAGCCAGUUCAGUCGUCCGUGUGUGUGUGUGCGUCUUGCUUUGUCGGGGUCAGCAGAGAGGCUCAUUGACCACAGCUCCACUGUUGGUUCUUGUACAGAAUAGAUUCUAAUCCGUUCAGCUGGUUUCCAAUCAAGUGCUCGGCUAUUUCCCCCUCUCCCUCCCUCUCUUUUCCCCAUGGGGUACAUUUCCUGAGCAGUACAAUCUAGAUAUGUCCCCGGCAAUUCACCGCAGCUACACAAUAGCUCCAUUUGCAGGGAAAUUAAUGGCUGAGCGUUUUAAACUGCGUUCGGUUCUAUGGAUGACUCCUACCUGAUAUAUCGACUCCACCUGAAAACUAGUUGAAGGGAACUGAAUGGAGCCGUUACCUCUGAAAGUGGGUUCCCUUCUGCCACAGAAAACGCCGAGUUGUUAAACCCCGUUUUAUCCCCAGUUCUUGUUCAGAGACGGGUUAAACUUCGCCUCUACAUUCUGUGGUGCUUUUAUUUUGAUGCUUUUGAGCUCAGUUAACGUGGAUUCUUUAAUGGGUUUUCCUGACAAACAUCAGUGGCUGUUGCCGGAUCUCCCCAUACCACGUAAAAGCUCGACAUUUGUGCUACCGGGAAAUAAAAUGCAAGGAUUAAUUAAUUUUUAACAGGAUUAUUCAGUGCUGGACGCACCUUUAAAAAGGUAGGUGUUUUUUCUUAGAUGAUGUUGCAUAUUUAACGGAGGGAGUCGAGCCUUUUGUUUUAGGCUUUUCACCGAUACGCAUCGCGGCUGAUUUUUCUUUCGAGCUGUGACACCCGCUGGUGAAGGAGGUUGGGGUAGGAUUUGGGGGCUACAACAAGAGCCGAGCCAUGGCAAAGCUUUCCCGCUCUUCCCCCGGACCAGACCUCUCCCGCCAGACUGCAGAGUUACUGGGGAGCAAACGGAUCCAACGUCUUGUUGGGCAAAUAAUAUCCGACAAAAGCUCUUUUUGAGACCCCCUCCCCACCCCCCCAAAAAAGGUCAUUACAGCCCUAGUUGCAGUCGGCUGUAAACCGCAGUGUUCUGGAGCUGAGCUGACGGGUUGGUUGGUUUGGACGGCCUCUGUGUGUGUUGCGAGUGAGUGAGUUGCUCUGCUUUCGGUCAUCGCUCCCGAGAACCUGCUCUCCUUCGAAACUGCCGCACUUUGCAAACCCGUUGAUCAACCAGUUACUGUCGAGUAGCGGCUGUCGCUGGGACUGACUGACUGACUGACUGCCGAGAGAGGGGGAGGGAGGGUGGUGUUCACAUCGGGAGACGUGCCAACUGGUGGCAUUUGAUACCGCGCAGUUCGAGCCUUGUCCACCUCGCUGUAGGGGGUUUGUUGUGGGUUUUACACAUGGCUGGGCUGAGGGGGGGGGGAGGUGGGAGUUCCCGCACGGGUAGCCAGGCCAACGAGACCCCCCCCCCCUUAAAUCUUUCCUAGUGCUGCUGCAAACUGACCAGAGAAACUAACUGUGCGGUAGGCCAUGAUGUGAGCAGAACCUCUUAAGCCGAACGCCGGGGAGAAAUGCCUCAGCCUGGACGUUGGGGUCACUUUGUCUUGUUCCUCUCCCCUCCAUCUUGGGGGGUGUGUGUGUGUGCAAUGUUUAAUGUGUGUUACAUACGUACAUGGAUGUAGCCGGACUUUGAUGACCCACAGAGCUGGAACCGGUGCUGAACCCAUCCAGGUUGGGGGGGGGGGGGUUCCAGGGAUAAUCGUCCGCCUUCUGUGAGUCAAUCGCUGCAUAAAACAGCUCACCUAUUUUUCUAUAGUCACUGAAGGACUCGGGUCAGUGUAGAUCGAACUGUUUUGUGGCUUUUUUCCCAAUUGCAGGAUGAGAGGUUCCUCUUGAGCUUUUAUUAGUGAAACGCUAUUCUGUACCUUUAGUCUGACUUAAACCCCCCCCAAAAAAACAACAAUACACCAAGUAGGGAUGGGCCAGGCUCGAUCUGUUGACCACGUGUAAAAUGUCCACCUCCCGCAACCAGUGACCCGGACGAGUCCUGUUCCUCUCCUCCCGUCAGUGCUGGAAGGUCGGACCUUGUGGCGCUGUUCUCGGUGUCGAUCUCUGUGCUAUUUUGAUACUGUAACUGGUUUUCUCGUAUUUUGCAACGCAAGUAAUAAAGGAUAUUUACCAAA